AUGAGUAAUCAUUCAUUCAAGUCAAUAUCUUCAAAAGACGAUGAUGAUAAAGAGGAACAGGUUCAUCAUGCACGUCUAGAAGAGAUUGAAGAAUAUGAUGGUGACAUCAAUAACAAUAAUAACAAUAAUAACAAUGAUGAUAAUGAAGUUGGAAUCAUAUUGGAACCGAUUAAUCGUGAUCCUGAUAAUAGACCUGAACAACUAUACUCCCCCGAAGAAGAGAUCAAAGAUGGUGAUGAAUUGUUAACCAAACUAACAAAGACAACUUCCAAAGUUGUAAAGUACCUCAACAAUGCCAUCAAGGAGAGGAACAAGAGAUUGGAGGAGAAGUUUAAAGAGUCAGAGAUUGAAGAGACUAUUGUGAAGGGAUUGGAACAUGUACAUAGUAAGACUGUUGGUGCAGUGUAUGAUGUACAUAGAGAGCGUCAAGAGAAGAUGGAGGAGGAGAAGAGGAUCAUUUGGGAGCAGGAUAAGCAGCAUGUUAACAAGUUUGAAUGUUUGGACUAUAUCACUAUAUAUAACAAAGCAUAUCGUAAUGAGAUGUACAAGAACUUCAACAAAUUGGGUUCAAACUAUGAGUGGCUACGAUGGAUAAUGUCCUUCUUCAUGGGUGUCAUCAUCGGUGUGGUCGCAUACCUGGCUCACCUCGGCAUAUCAAACAUCUCAUACUACAAGUUCAAGUUUGUCAAGGAAUUGCUCGAGUCAGACUAUUGGAUCGCCUUUUUGGCCUACUUCACAUGUAAUGUCGCAUUGGCAUUGCUCGGAUCAUUUCUAGCGGUAUAUUAUGAUCCUUACGCCGCAGGCUCUGGCAUUCCAGAGGUCAAAGGAUACCUCAAUGGCACGAGAAUACCUCAUGUAUUGAGAUUCAAGACAUUGUGGACCAAGUUGGUAUCGAUGAUAUUUGCCGUGUCAGCCAAUCUUCAAGUUGGAUCAGAGGGUCCAAUGAUUCACAUGGGUGCCAUCGUCGGUAAUGGCUUCUCCCAAGCACAAUCCAAGGUGUUUGGAUUCAAGGUACCUCUCCUCCAACAAUUCCGCAACGAUAAGGAUAAGCGUGACUUUGUUACAAUGGGCGCUGGCGCAGGUGUCGCCGCUGCAUUCAAGGCACCAUUGGGAGGCGCACUAUUCUCCUUGGAGGAGGUCAGUUCAUUCUGGUCGACAUCACUCACAUGGAGAUCAUUCUUUGCAUGUCUCGUUGCCACCUUCACUGCCAGUGUGCUCAAGGACUUUGGCCUAACACCUGAACCCGCCAAGCUACUUGGCGCAGUGAUCGACACCUCAGGCAGGAGAUAUGAGCUACUUGAACUCAUCCCAUUCAUUAUCAUUGGUGUGAUUGGAGGCUUUGCCGGUGCAUUGUUCACAUACAUCAAUGUCAAGGUGGUGGCCAUGCGUAGAAAAUACAUCAACAAGAUCAAGUCCCUGCGUGUACUCGAGGUAUUCUUUAUCAUUGGCCUAUCAUCCAUUCUCCAGUUUGUACUUCCCCUGAUGUUCCCAUGUCAGCCAAUCGACUCUUUGAUCGUUGAUGGCUACAAACUCAACACAACAAUCAUUGAAGGCGCAUCAGAGUCACUCAAGAGAUUCACAUGCGAAGAGGGAUAUUACAAUCCUCUGGCAUCAAUCAUGUUUGCAUCGAAUGACCAAGCCAUCGACAACUUAUUGGUACACAACACAACAUUCUACAACUUCACAAAUAGUGUUGGAAUCGUUGCAUUGUUGGUGUUCUUCCUGUUCUACUUCGUAUUCGCCGCAUACACCGCUGGCUGUGGUAUCUCAUCUGGCACCUUCGUACCCAUGAUUGUGAUUGGUGCUGCAUAUGGACGCCUGGUAGGACUCAUCAUGCACAUGGUUGUCAAGAAUCACGAGGUCGAUCCAGGUGUCUUUGCAUUGAUGGGUGCGGCAGCAUUCAUGGCAGGCGUGUCAAGACUGACCAUAUCACUCUCUGUGAUCCUCAUCGAGAUGACCAGUGAGCAACAGUACAUCUUGCAACUGAUGGUCACUGUGAUGAUUGCCAAGUGGGUGUCGGACGCACUCAUUCAUCCAUUGUUUGACCUGUUGAUCGAUAUGAAGUACAUCCCAUACUUGGAGCCACAUGCCAGCAAGGCCAUGAAAAUCUUGAUGUGCAAGCAUAUUAUGGCCAAGAAGCCAGUAUACUUACUCGAGAAGGAGACGCUUGGACAUAUUCUAGAGGUAUUGGAGAAGACAACACAUAAUGGAUUCCCAGUGGUCAAUAAUCAUGAAGAUAGAUGUGUCAAGGGAUUGAUAUUACGAUCACAACUAUUGAUGAUACUCGAGGCAAUGUCACAAGUAUACAUCUCAAACAAUGAGGAGGUCUACUCACAUAGUGAUUACACGACCAAGCUCACAUGGACGUUGCCUGAGCUCAAAGACUUCAACUUUACCAAAGAGGAUCAUCCAGCCCAAGUCGACUUGACCAAUGUCAUGAACCUUACAGUCAUCACUGUCAACGAAGAGUUUGCUGUCAGUGCCGCAUUCCAACAAUUCAGAUCAAUAGGUCUACGCCAUAUGCCAGUUGUCAACUCAUAUAAUAGACUCAAGGGCAUUAUAACAAAGAAGGACUUGUUGGAGAAGACUUGUGAACAGAAGUAUUUGGAACUGUCUCAUAAGAAGUUGGAUGUGGACAAGUUGAUAAGGGAUGGUGAUGAUGACGAUGCCUCACAACCACUCAAUCAUUCAAACAACGCAAGGUUAAGACCCAAUUCACAAGUUGCCAAUCAUUAA
Acytostelium subglobosum LB1 is the source of this 2736-nucleotide messenger RNA. RefSeq lists its product as hypothetical. Gene Ontology annotation, biological process: chloride transport; transmembrane transport. Gene Ontology annotation, molecular function: voltage-gated chloride channel activity. The coding region runs from base 1 to 2736 and encodes 911 amino acids. NCBI's taxonomy places the organism in Eukaryota, Evosea, Eumycetozoa, Acytosteliales, Acytosteliaceae. The record is from RefSeq and is a predicted model, not a curated record. Gene Ontology annotation, cellular component: membrane; intracellular membrane-bounded organelle. The transcript has 4 exons.